UUUUCUGUUCCACCGCCAACAAUGGGUCUUCCAUCCCGUCCCCCAUGUCGAGUCCUCAUCAUCGGCGGUGGCAUCUCCGGCCUCGCAAUGGCUUGUAAGCUCAAGCGAGCCUUCAAUCUCGAUGACUACUGCAUCUAUGACCGGCAGAGCAGUUUAGGGGGUACCUGGUGGGCCAAUACCUAUCCUGGAUGCGCCGUUGAUGUCCCGGGCUUUACCUACACCUUCUCCUUUGCCCCAAACCCACAUUUCACUCGCUUAUUCCCACCUCAAGAAGAGAUUCUCGAGUACCUCUCUACUGUUGCAAUUCAGUAUGACGUGGAUCGCCAUUUCACAGGUCACACCGAAUGGACAGGGGCAGCCUGGCAAGAAAAGACAAGAACGUGGAUCGUGACACUGCAGGACCUCAACACCGGCCAAUCCUUUACACAGGAAUGUCAAAUCUUAGUUUCCGCUGUGGGAGGAAUUGUCAAUCCCCAUGAACUCAAAAUCCCCGGGGUUGAGAACUUCCAGGGGGGGAUCAUUCACACGGCACGAUGGCGACACGACGUGGAUCUCACAAACAAGCAUGUGGCUGUCAUUGGGAAUGGAGCAUCUGCCAUACAGCUAGUCCCUGCCAUUGCAGACCGGGCCAAGUCCAUCACCCAGUUCAUGAGGACACCACAUCACAUUGUUCAGGCCAACAACUACAACAUCUCCCCCACCUGGCGAGCCAUCUUCCACCAGAUCCCUAUUCUCCUCUACGUCCUCCGUCUGUUUAUGCUACUCUAUAUGGAGACCGCCUUCUUCCAAUUCCUCAACACCCCAAACGGCAAGACUCGCCGCCUGGCGUCCGAAAAAGCAAGUCAAGAAUACGUUCAAAACACAGCACCUGAACAAUACUGGGACCUCCUCAUUCCAAAAUACGAAUUCGGCUGCAAACGCCGCCUCUUCGACCACACCUAUCUCACCUCCCUCCACCAAACCCACAAGGUUACCCUAACGAACGACCCCAUAGUCUCCCUCACCAAAAAUGCCAUAAAAACACAGCACGGGUCCUCUAUACCCGUCGACAUCAUCAUCUUAGCAACAGGCUUCAGCCUAACCCAAUAUACCACCCCUCUAGAAGGCCGAAACCACAAAACCCGGGCCCAGCACUGGUCCACCUACGGGCACAAAGCAACCUUUAAGACCGUCGCGAUGCACGGAUUCCCCAAUUUCUUCUACGUCCUUGGACCAAACUCAGGGAGGUUAUAUACCUCGACCGUGCAGGUUAUUGAAAGGUACGUUCUACUUUCCUCCUUGUGCAAAGAUUUGUUAACAGAUAUUCCCGAAAACAGCGAAGUAGAUCUAAUCAUCUCCACCAUAACGCCCAUCCUCCGGGGCGAAGCAACAACAGUCGAAGUAAAAGAGGAAAGUGAACGAAUAUUUGAUGAACAGUUACAUCAGGCGAUUGAGGGGACGGUGCAUGGGACCGGAGAGGGGGGGUGUUCUAGUGUGAGUUUUCUUUUUCCUUAUCUCCCCCCCCCCACCCCUCCCUUCCCUUCCCUUCUACUGCUUUUUGUCAUGAUUUGUUGCUUUUUAUGA
Aspergillus sclerotioniger CBS 115572 is the source of this 1563-nucleotide messenger RNA. Its product is annotated as flavin-containing monooxygenase. The transcript is spliced from 7 exons. The coding region runs from base 22 to 1563 and encodes 513 amino acids. The record is from RefSeq and is a predicted model, not a curated record. Lineage: Eukaryota; Fungi; Ascomycota; Eurotiomycetes; Eurotiales; Aspergillaceae.